AUGGCUGGGGCUACAGCACAUGCCGAUAAUGUGCAAUACGACUUCACCGGCGUUACACUGAAAGAUGUCAUUCCCAAGCGUGACAAGCCGUGGUGGAGAGACCGUCGACUCAUCCAGUUGAAUGCCCUCCUACUGUGUGCACUCCUUACUCAAACCGCUCAGGGCUUUGAUGCAAGCAUGAUCAACGGUAUGCAGGCUUUACCGGCAUGGAUUGAGACUUUCGGAAAUCCUACAGGGACUCGACUUGGUGCUAUGACGUUUGGACCUACUGGAGGAGUGUUGAUCUCCGUCUUGAUCUCAUCGCAACUAUGUGAUCGGCUAGGCCGACGGUACCCCAUUUUUGGAGGUUCAAUUGUCGUCAUAAUCGGCUCCGUGAUCCAGGCUGCAUCUGUUAAUUACGGCAUGUUCGUUUUAGCGAGAUUUCUUUUGGGACUAGGCUUGGGAGUGGUUUCUGUCGCAGCACCACCACUGCUCUCGGAAGUAGCAUAUCCUACUCAUCGAAGCAAGCUGGUGUCAUUCUACCUGGUAUCAUGGCCAUUGGGGUCUCUCAUUGCUGCAUGGGUCACUUAUGGUACCUUCCAAAUGUCCAGCUCGUCAUGGAGUUGGAGAUUGCCCAGUCUCUUGCAGUGUUCCUUCUCCUUGGUGCAAGCCGCCCUCAGUUUCUUCGCACCCGAGUCGCCACGGUGGCUCAUUUACAAAGGUCGCAGCCAAGAAGCUCUCGAUAUUUUCAUCAAGUAUCAUGGAGACGGUGAUCCAACCUCCCGCUUGGCACAUUUCGAAAUGGCGGAGGUCACCGCGACACUACAAAUAGAGAAGAUGCAAAAGCAAUCACGAUGGGGUGAAUGGAUUGCCACAAAAGGGAACAGACAUCGUCUUUUCUUGGCUCUCUAUAUCCCUGCAAUGCUGCAAUGGUCUGGUAACGCUUUAACCUCGUACUUUUUGCCCGUUGUUCUCAAGACGAUCGGUAUCACGGACCACAAGACGCAGCUCAUCAUCAACGGCUGUCUAUCUAUUUGGAGUCUCGUGAGCGCCAGCGGUUUUGCUCUCUUUGUUGAUCGUGCCGGUCGCCGUGGUCUUUAUCUUAUUGGAAUGAGUGGUAUGGGAAUUGCCUAUUUGAUCUGGACCAUCUGCUCGGCGAUCAAUCAGGAAAGGGAUUUCAAAGACCACGGCUAUGCUGGCGGUGUCCUGGCUAUGAUCUUUGUCUACACAGCUUUCUAUCACGCCUGCUCUCCUGUCUCCCCGACAUAUAUCAUGGAGAUAACCCCAUAUUCACUUCGGUCCAAAGCAUCGAUGCUGUACCAACUGACAGGAAAUCUUGCAGGCCUUUAUAACAGUUUCGCAAACCCGGUGGCUAUGGAAGCCAUUGGUUGGCGUUACUAUAUUGUAUGGGUUGUCAUCAUUUUCAUCAAUCUGACAUUGAUCUUCUUCUUCUUCCCCGAAACCAAAAAUCGCGGCUUGGAAGAAGUGGCGGAGAUUUUCGACGGCCCAGAUGCUUUAUCUGGAGCGAACGCCAUGAGACAACUGGGACUUGAUGUGAAUGCACAAAACGCCGUUGAGUUAGCUCGAGAUACAAAGCUGGCUGUGGAACAAGUGGAGCGUGUUUGA
Messenger RNA from Penicillium daleae, 1605 nucleotides. RefSeq names its product hexose transporter protein. Gene Ontology annotation, cellular component: membrane. The transcript has a single exon. The record is from RefSeq and is a predicted model, not a curated record. NCBI's taxonomy places the organism in Eukaryota, Fungi, Ascomycota, Eurotiomycetes, Eurotiales, Aspergillaceae. Gene Ontology annotation, molecular function: carbohydrate:proton symporter activity. Gene Ontology annotation, biological process: carbohydrate transport; transmembrane transport. Bases 1 to 1605 code for a protein of 534 amino acids.